Molecule: messenger RNA, 1133 nt
Organism: Syngnathus acus (greater pipefish)
Lineage: Eukaryota; Metazoa; Chordata; Actinopteri; Syngnathiformes; Syngnathidae
Gene: isy1
Product: ISY1 splicing factor homolog
Exons: 11
Coding region: 153-1016 (287 amino acids)
Biological process (GO): generation of catalytic spliceosome for second transesterification step; mRNA 3'-splice site recognition
Cellular component (GO): post-mRNA release spliceosomal complex; Prp19 complex; catalytic step 2 spliceosome
Source: RefSeq, a predicted model, not a curated record
UGCCCCAGGCUCUCGGCCCCUGAAUACGGAAGUUGAGCGCUCGCCACUUCCUGUUUUAGUCGGCGUGUUUGUGGUGUUAUUCUAAGGCUUUUGUCCCAGAAGACAAUUACCGAUUUAGCACAUCGAGGUCGCCCGAACAUUCGACAGCGGCUAUGGCUCGAAAUGCUGAGAAGGCCAUGACGGCCUUGGCUCGCUUCCGACAAGCUCAGCUGGAGGGAGGAAAAGUCAAGGAGCGUCGACCUUUCCUGGCGUCCGAGUGCAACGAUCUUCCCAAAGCGGAGAAGUGGAGGAGACAGAUCAUCAGUGAGGUUGCCAAAAAAGUGGCUCAGAUUCAAAACGCGGGUCUGGGCGAGUUCAAGAUUCGAGAUCUGAACGACGAGAUCAACAAGCUGCUAAGGGAAAAACGGCACUGGGAAUAUCGCAUUCGAGAGCUGGGAGGCUCGGACUAUAAGCGCUUUGGGCCCAGGAUGCUGGAUCACGAGGGCCGGGCAGUUCCUGGCAAUCGUGGCUACAAAUACUUUGGGGCAGCCAGAGAUCUGCCCGGAGUACGAGAACUCUUUGAGAAAGAACCUGCUCCCGAGCUACGCAAGACUCGCGGUGAGCUGAUGAAGGACGUGGACGCUGAGUACUAUGGCUACCGAGACGAAGACGACGGCGUCCUGGUUCCGAUGGAAAUCCUACACAAGAAGCGAGCCGUGGCCGAGGCGAUACACAAGUGGAGGGUGGAUUGCCAAUGUCUCCCUUCAGGGGACAACAAAGUGCCGGAAGACAACGAGGACGACGAGCCCAGCAUCUAUUGCGUCAACAACCGCCAGCCAGAGGACGACGAGCACGACCAGGAGACUCUGGAGGAAGGCGAGGGGGCCGUGGCCUUCUUCGCACACGUCCCCGUUCCCUCGCAAAAAGAGGUGGAGGAGGCUCUGGUUUGCCGGAAGAAGAUGGAGCUGCUGCAGCGGUAUGCCAGUGAAACUUUGCAGCAGCAAAGUCAGGAAGCCAGAACGUUGCUGGGACUGUGACAUGCGCACCUCCCCCACACUCGCCUGUCUCAUAGCGGUGGUCUUUAUUUGCAGAACGUUCUCAAUUUGAAUGUUUUUUAUUUUUCCCCACAAUAAAAUUUGUUCUUCAGAAAGCGA